AUGGCAAUGACAGCAGACGAAGUCUUGGAGAAAAUUGGCAGCUUUGGACGAUUUCAGCUAUUUAGUCUGGUCUUAUCCAGUGUCAACCAGUGUUUCUGGUAUGCAUGGCCGGUGCUGCUAAUGACUUUUAUUACCGCUGAACCAGCUUGGCGGUGCGUUUCUAGUAACAGCACCGAAUGCCCCUUCGGUGGGACCAUGAAACCUGGCGACCUGAAUUACAAUUUCCGGUGUAACAUAUCAAGAACCUCCUGGGAGUUCGUGGAAGACUUCACUUCUAUUGUAACGCAGUUUUAUCUGGUUUGUAACAACGCUAUUUACGGAACUAUUUCUUCUUCUCUGAUUUUUGCUGGAUGGUCUUUGGGCGCCAUAAUGAUAGGACCACUGGGGGAUAAAUUCGGUAGAAAGAAAGCUGUCUAU
Messenger RNA from Stylophora pistillata, 417 nucleotides. Its product is annotated as solute carrier family 22 member 8-like. NCBI's taxonomy places the organism in Eukaryota, Metazoa, Cnidaria, Anthozoa, Scleractinia, Pocilloporidae. The record is from RefSeq and is a predicted model, not a curated record.